GUCAUCACGUCCUCCGAGCGUCUAAACUGUGGCCGUGACUGUCCUUCAUCCGUCCACAUCCUGCUAGGCUCGACUCCCUGAACAAGAUGGCCCUGCUCAAGUCCAACAAGGUGUUCUUCUGUCUGGGUAACAUCACCCCAUCUCUAGGGGUUCUAUCCGCCCGUAACAGCUCAUGGUGGAGUGGAGUGCAGAUGGGUCCCCCCGAUCCCAUCCUGGGGGUGACCGAGGCCUUCAAGAGGGACACCAACCCCAAGAAGAUGAACCUGGGAGUCGGAGCCUACAGAGAUGACCAGGGCAAACCUUUUGUUCUCAGCUGUGUUCGCAAGGCAGAGGCUUUGAUUGCAUCAAAACAGCUGGAUAAGGAAUAUCUUCCCAUUGGCGGUUUGGGAGAUUUUACCAAGGCUUGUGCCCAGCUUGCUCUUGGUGCUGAUAAUGAGGUCUUGAAGAGUGGCAGGAACAUCACUGUCCAGACAAUCUCAGGAACUGGAUCUUUGCGCAUUGGAGCUAACUUUCUGUCUCGUUUCCAUGGCGGUUCCCGUGAUGUGUACCUGCCAAAACCUUCCUGGGGCAACCACACACCCAUCUUCAGAGAUGCUGGCAUGCAGCUCAAAGCUUACCGCUACUACGAUCCUUCUACAUGCGGCUUUGAUUUCAGUGGAGCUCUGGAGGACAUUUCCAAAAUCCCAGAGCAAAGCGUGAUCCUGCUGCAUGCUUGUGCCCACAACCCCACCGGUGUGGACCCCAGGCCUGAGCAGUGGAAGGAAAUAUCUGACAUUGUGAAGAAACGCAACUUGCUGGUGUUCUUUGACAUGGCGUACCAGGGCUUCGCCAGUGGAGACAUAGAUCGUGAUGCCUGGGCUGUGCGCUACUUCCUUGAGCAGGGCCACAACAUCCUUCUGUCCCAGUCCUUUGCGAAAAACAUGGGUCUCUAUGGUGAGCGUGUGGGGGGCUUUACUGUGGUGUGUAAAGACAAUGAGGAGGCAAAGAGGGUGGAGUCUCAACUGAAGAUCCUCAUCAGACCCAUUUACUCCAACCCACCAAUGAAUGGUGCAAGAAUUGCCACAACGAUUCUUAACACCCCAGACCUGCGAUCACUUUGGCUGGAGGAGGUCCAUGGGAUGGCCAAUCGCAUUAUCAAGAUGAGAGAACAGCUCGUGGCUGGCCUGAAAAAGCAUGGCUCCUCCCACAACUGGCAGCAUGUCAUCGACCAGAUUGGCAUGUUCUGCUUUACAGGCCUGAAGCCUGAACAGGUUGAGCGCCUGACGAAAGAGUUUUCUGUGUACAUGACCAAGGAUGGCAGGAUCUCCAUGGCAGGCGUGUCCUCCGGGAACGUGGGAUACUUGGCGGAGGCCAUCCAUGCUGUCUCAAAGUAGACUGGCUCCUGCUGGGAGAACAACAUUCAAUUAGCGAGGAUAAAGGAGGGUUGAUAUAUCACUCUCUAUCCAUUUCUCCACAUUUCACUUCUAGUGUAUGGUUAGACAUUGCCUACUGUCCAACUUGUUGCUGUUAAAAUGGUUUACUUAUUUUGUUUUUCCCCAAAAUAAUAACAAUAAUGUGAUCCCCCUGCUAAAUUGUUAAAUAUGUACAGCUGACAGAUAUCUUGUCUUUUCUUAUUGUAUGAAACAAACUUGGCUGCUGUUCUUCAGGGUAACAUGACAAGUGAGCUGAUUGGCUGUGUGAAAUAGAAGCAAGUGUAAAUGUUGUCUUUUAGGGUGGAAGCACUUUAUUCAAAGAAAGCACUAUUUAAGUUCAAAAUUGGCACUGAGAAACUUGAUUAGUUCACAAAAUGAACUAAUCAAUCACUCAAUACUCUUAUUGUCAUUGUUUUGGAAUGUACUUGAUCUGUAUCUUAGUAGUAUUCACAAUUGAAUCAAAUGGACUUAAGUUGUUGGUGGAACAGCAGUUUCUCAGUUUAUUUCUACGCGGUAAACCACAUAAGUCAGGCAAGCCAAAAAUACGUAUUGAGCUCAGUACAUAAUGGAUAUAAGAAGUGAAUGAUUUACCAACAUAAUGUUUAUUCAGUCCAUUCACUUCUUUAUGCAGGAUUAUUUCAGCAACAAGGACUUUGUAUUUAAUAUUGGUUCAGCCACUUGGGGGGCUUUCAGGUGUCAUCUGGGAAUGCGGAUGAUAUUUUUUGAAUGUCAUCUUUUGCCUCUGUAUUCUGCAUACUUAAACAUUGGUCAUGUGCAUCACAAAACUACAAUAAAUCAUUCAAGAGUU
This is a messenger RNA of Doryrhamphus excisus (bluestripe pipefish), 2220 nucleotides long. Its product is annotated as aspartate aminotransferase, mitochondrial. Gene Ontology annotation, cellular component: mitochondrion. The record is from RefSeq and is a predicted model, not a curated record. NCBI's taxonomy places the organism in Eukaryota, Metazoa, Chordata, Actinopteri, Syngnathiformes, Syngnathidae. Gene Ontology annotation, molecular function: pyridoxal phosphate binding; L-aspartate:2-oxoglutarate transaminase activity. Gene Ontology annotation, biological process: biosynthetic process; L-aspartate catabolic process.